This is a messenger RNA of Helianthus annuus (common sunflower), 996 nucleotides long. RefSeq lists its product as uncharacterized. Bases 1 to 996 code for a protein of 331 amino acids. Lineage: Eukaryota; Viridiplantae; Streptophyta; Magnoliopsida; Asterales; Asteraceae. The transcript has a single exon. The record is from RefSeq and is a predicted model, not a curated record.
AUGGAAGCGGUGCAUGGGGGGAGGGGCAGGUGGGGUUUUUUACCGUUGAAUCUCCGGUUCAAAGGGAGUUGGUUUUCUUUGGUUAAGGAGGUGGAGAAACGUCAGGUCAACGGAAAAUCUUUCUUUGACUUGUUAUCGGCUAAGGUAAGGAAUGGGUUGACAGUGAAGUUCUGGUCUGACAACUGGGUGGGCUUGACGGUUUUAAAAGACAGGUGGCCUAAACUUUAUUGUUUGGAGAAAGAUAAACAAUGUGUUGUGGCGGAUAGGUUGAUAUGGGAUGGCAGUAUGUGGAGGUUCACGCCGAAUUGGAAGCAUGGUUUAUCUACUGUUGAGGAGAUUUCAGAGAUGCAAGACGUUGAUUUCCUCCUUAAUAAUAGCUCUUUAUCUAGCGAAGUUGAUCGAUGGUUCUGGGGAGAAGAUGGUAACGAGCCAAUGUCGGUCGCUUCGGUGAAAAAGUGGAUUAGGAAGGGUACAGAGGUUCUGAGGGAUCACUCGAUGAUAUGGGAGUCAUGGGUUCCGAAUAAGGUUAAUCUAUUUAUUUGGAGAGCGGAAAUGGAUCGUAUACCGACUAAAGAGGCGCUGAUUCGAAUACAUGUUAAUAUUCAAGAUGAUUCUUGUGCUUUAUGUAAUUCAGCAACCGAAAAUGUGAUGCACUUGUUUACAGGGUGUUAUUUUGCUUGUGGUGUUUGGUCGGCUGUGGGUAUUUGGUGUGAUAUUGGGCCGGUCAUGGCAUUUGACUUUAUUGAUCUUCUGCAUGUGCAAGACCAAUCGCACAGAGGGAAGUGGGCUCAAAAAAUUAUUAGAGUUAUAGUUUAUAUUACAUGCUGGGUGGUGUGGAAGUUGAGGAAUGAAAGAAUAUUUCAAGGGGCUAACCCGAAGGUGGUCGACGCGGUUGCUCGGAUAAAAUCCUGGCCGUUCCUAUGGUUAAAAAAUAGAUCUAAAUAUACUUGUAUAGAAUGGAAAGACUGGGGUCGUAACCCUCUUUAUAUGUUGUAA